AUUAUCCACACUCGCACUCCACGGCUGCGUUCGUAAACGUUACCCGCAGGGUAUAAAUGUCUCUGAACUCGUUCAGAAAGUCGAAAAAUACAUUAUGGUGGAAAAGUUACCUUUACCCACAUGCGUUUAGAAAGUUCUUGAGGAAUUACCCAGGGUGCUCCUUAUGUACCCUGGGCUGCGUUCGUAAACGUUACCCGCAGGGUAUAAAUGUCUCUGAACUCGUUCAGAAAGUCGAAAAAUACAUUAUGGUGGAAAAGUUACCUUUACCCACAUGCGUUUAGAAAGUUCUUGAGGAAUUACCCAGGGUGCUCCUUAUGUACCCUGCUCGCGACUGAGGUAGAGUUUACCCGUCAUGCGCAGAAACGCACUUUUCACAUUUUACACAAGAAUUCCGUACCAGGGGAAAGAAACCUCUCUGUCCGUACGUGAAAUAAGUGAAAUUACAAUAGUGUACCAAAUAUGUCUAAUUGUAAGAUAUCACAAUCCCAAGCUUUGUAUAAAGUUAUAGAAGGUGCCGAUAGAAAUCCAAUUUUCAACGCAGAAAUGUCGGAAGUUUAUUUACGUGACAAUAAAACAGGCAGAAUGGCUUAUAUUCCUUUAACGGAAUAUAUUAUUGAAACUUUGCUCAAACCGUAUGGAAUAGAAAUUAUGUUACCCGAAAAAAAUGUUGAUACAGAAAAUUCAUCUCGCUGUUCGACAUCUAUCUUAGAAGAAACUGAGAACAUAAUAUUGAUACCCUUAGAAGAGAGCAAUGAAAAAGUUCUGGAUAAAGGAAUGAAAAACUUAUGGACAGAUAAAAGUAGAGCAAUGCUGCUACAUUUGUACAAAAAGUAUCAAAAUGAUUUUAGUUCCAAUUGCAUUAAAAAGGACGAUAUCUGGACUAAAAUUGCCUGUGGUAUGAAAUGCGAAAGCUAUAAUUUUGUUGCAGCACAAUGUAAAGAAAAAAUGAAAUACAUGAAGAAAAAGUAUUUUAAAAAAAUGUAAAAAAUGUCAGGAUACCUAUAAGAAUCUGGCGUCGCUAAUAGCCAUAUUGUUGCUAAUAACUGUUUUUCAACUGGGACCAUUGGUCUCCCAGUUCCAGUAGUAUUAGUAUUUUCUAUUUGUGGACCAACAAUAAUAAGUAAACUUUGGAAAGUU
Messenger RNA from Nylanderia fulva, 1137 nucleotides. The record is from RefSeq and is a predicted model, not a curated record. Lineage: Eukaryota; Metazoa; Arthropoda; Insecta; Hymenoptera; Formicidae.